This is a messenger RNA of Phragmites australis (common reed), 807 nucleotides long. RefSeq lists its product as uncharacterized. The record is from RefSeq and is a predicted model, not a curated record. Bases 1 to 807 code for a protein of 268 amino acids. Gene Ontology annotation, molecular function: DNA helicase activity. The transcript has a single exon. Lineage: Eukaryota; Viridiplantae; Streptophyta; Magnoliopsida; Poales; Poaceae. Gene Ontology annotation, biological process: DNA repair; telomere maintenance.
AUGGGUCGGUCAAAUGUCACGUUUGGCGGGAAGACGGUUGUGUUUGGUGGUGACUUUAGACAGGUCCUUCCUGUUGUUCGAAAGGGGUCAAGAUCUCAGAUAGUUGAUUCGACGCUACGCAGGUCCUACCUGUGGGAGCGCAUGCAACACCUAAGGCUCAUGCGUAACAUGAGGUCUCAGAGCGACCCAUGGUUUGCGGAAUACCUACUGCGCAUCAGUAAUGGCACUGAGGAGGGUGAUGGUGAUGGCAAUAUACGACUUCCUGAUGAUAUAUGUGUGCCGUAUACAGUAAAGGACGCAGACCUUGAUAAACUUAUAGAUAGCGUGUUUUUGAUGCUCGACGCUAACCUAGCUGACCCGAACUACAUCACGUCGAGAACCAUCCUGUCCACACGAAACGAGUGCGUGGAUACGAUUAACAUGAAGAUGAUUAGUCGUUUCCGGGGGGACGAGAUGGUGUACCAUAGCUUUGAUUGUGCUGAAGAUGACCCCCACAACUACUACCCCUCGGAAUUCCUUAACUCCCUGACCCCAAACGGGCUGCCUCCGCAUGUGCUGAAGCUCAAGGUUAACUGUUCUGUCAUACUGCUCAGAAAUAUUGACCCCACCAAUGGACUUUGCAACGAGACAAGGCUUGUGGUCCGGGGAUUCCAAAGAAAUGCUAUUGACGCAGAGAUCGUGCUCGGGCAGCAUGCUGGGAAGAGGAUUUUCCUGCCUCGUAUCCCCCUAUGUCCCUCUGAUGAUGAGAUGUUUCCUUUCCGGUUCAAGCGGAAGCAAUUUCCUAUCAAGCUUCGCCAUGACAAUUAA